Messenger RNA from Sorghum bicolor (sorghum), 1378 nucleotides. RefSeq names its product LOB domain-containing protein 41. Gene Ontology annotation, biological process: regulation of gene expression. The coding region runs from base 135 to 1121 and encodes 328 amino acids. The transcript has a single exon. The record is from RefSeq and is a predicted model, not a curated record. NCBI's taxonomy places the organism in Eukaryota, Viridiplantae, Streptophyta, Magnoliopsida, Poales, Poaceae.
CCCACCGUCUCCCCCCCUCCUCCGCCGCGCUCCACCAUCACCAUUCCAACCCCAACCAACCACCUCCAUCACCGACCAAAGCUCAUCAUCGACCAGACGCCGACGAUCGCAAGAAGAGACGACGAACGAGAGACAUGCGGAUGAGCUGCAACGGCUGCCGCGUCCUGCGCAAGGGCUGCAGCGACGCGUGCACGAUCCGGCCCUGCCUGCAGUGGAUCAAGUCCCCGGAGGCGCAGGCCAACGCCACCGUCUUCCUCGCCAAGUUCUACGGCCGCGCGGGGCUGCUCAACCUGCUGGCCGCGCCGCCAGCCGCCCAGGACCACCUCCGCCCGGCCGUCUUCCGCUCCCUCCUCUACGAGGCGUGCGGCCGCAUCGUCAACCCGGUCUACGGCUCCGUCGGCCUGCUCUGGUCCGGCCAGUGGCACGCGUGCCAGGCCGCCGUCGAGGCCGUGCUCAAGGGCCAACCCGUCGUGCAGGUCGACGCCGCCGCCGCACCGCCGCUGAUGCUCGGCGGCCGCAGGUUCGACAUCCGCCAUGUCGCCAAGGAUCCUGACGCCGCCGCCGCGGCAGACCUCCUCCGCGUCGCGCGUGGACGCAAGCGCGCCGCGUCGUCGUCUUGCACCUCCUCCAAGCCCAGCGGCAACAAGCAGCGGCGCGCGUCGACUGGCGACAACGACGAACCUCUGACGCGAAGGCCUGGACAAGAGGCGGAGGAGGAGCCGGAGCCGGUCGUUGAGCACGACCACGGGCACGACGAGGAGUCCGCCGGCAGCCACGACCACCACCACCACCACCUGCAGGCGCAGCAGCAGGGGUCGGAGGAGGACACCGACGUGGAGGCGGCGUCGCACUCCCACUCCCACUCCCACUCCCACUCCCACGUGAGCCAAGCCGAGCCCGAGCUGCAGAGCCAUGCGCCACCAGUCAGCAGCACCCAGCAGCACGCUGAUGAGGACGACGAGGAAGAGGAGGUUGGGCUGGAGCUCACGCUCGGGCUGGAGCCGCUCGUCAGGCAGAGGCAGCAGCAGCAGCCCAAAUCUUCGCGCUACGACGACCACAGCGGGUUGAGCUUGAGCGCCGCAUCGAGCCUCAUCUGCCUGCGCCUGCAGCUGCCUGCCUGAGAUCGCCAGCUCGCCGCAUCGAGCCACAUGCCUGACAACAAUUUUGGGACCAUGCCGUGUCAGGAGACAAACAACAAAAAACAGACUUCUUCCUAGGUUUUUUCUUUCUUUUUCUGUAAAAAAAAGGGCUGCUGAGCACCGUCCUAGGAUCUCUUUGUUUCUUUGCGUCCUGUACUACUACCUUACAUGUGAUGUGAUGGUGUCUUUAAUUUGUUCAAACUUUUUAUGUUUAGCUCCGGCUGUCACAAAUUUUUCAA